This is a messenger RNA of Sardina pilchardus (European sardine), 4283 nucleotides long. It is a transcript of the gene hap1, whose product is annotated as huntingtin associated protein 1. The record is from RefSeq and is a predicted model, not a curated record. Gene Ontology annotation, molecular function: signaling receptor binding; myosin binding. Gene Ontology annotation, cellular component: mitochondrion; cytoplasmic vesicle; dendrite. Gene Ontology annotation, biological process: protein targeting; anterograde axonal transport of mitochondrion; neurotrophin TRK receptor signaling pathway. The coding region runs from base 238 to 2646 and encodes 802 amino acids. Lineage: Eukaryota; Metazoa; Chordata; Actinopteri; Clupeiformes; Clupeidae. The transcript has 14 exons.
UGCCAAAGCAGGCGGGCAUCAGACAAUAGGAGUGUAGCCUCGAGAGUGGACGUACACGUCUGUGGUCAAGACCCCAUCUAAAGGAUACCCGCAAAGGAGCCGUUAUCAGUGAGAGGAUUAUACCAGCGACCGCGUGCCGCGUAUUCGAGACCCGAGAGGAAUAGGCAGAGAAGAGGGGCGCAAGGGGGAAGAAUUACGAGAGGACGAGAGGAGCGUCGCGGUCCGGCAGCGGUCAGCAUGGAGGUGUGGAGCUCGUCGUCGCUGGAGGACAGCGAGAAGGAGGAGAGCAGCAGUAGCUGCAGCCAGGACGAGGAAGAAGAGGAGGAGGAGGAUGAAGGGCAGCAGGGGCCGGAGGCUGAGGCUCUGUGCAGGGAGCUGAUGCAAGUGAUCUGCUCAGAGAGAGUGGGCCAAGUCACCAAGACCUACCAUGACAUUGAGGCAGUAACACACUUGCUGGAGGAGAAAGAACGGGACCUGGAGUUGGCAGCGCGAAUCGGCCAAUCGCUGCUCAAGCAGAACCGGGAGCUGACGGAGCGCAACGAGCUAUUGGACGAGCAACUGGAGAUUGCCAAAGAAGAGAUUUCACAGCUGCGCCACGAGCUGACCAUGAGGGACGACCUGCUGCACUUCUACGCCAGCACGGAGGAGCUGGAGGCUGCGGCCGAGGCCCGCACACCAUUGAAGAGGAACGAUUCGUCGUCGUCCUCACUCGGUCACCUCAUCCAGUACGACUUCCUGCAGCAGAAACUCAAGGGCCUGGAGGAGGAGAACCUCAAGCUGCGCUCGGAGGCGCACGACCUGACCUCCGAGACCACCGACUACGAGGAGAAGGAGCAGCAGCUGAUGAUGGUGUGUGUGGAGGAGCUGUCCUCGGUGAAUAGGCAGGUGGUGGAUCUGUCUGAGGAGCUGGCCCGUAAGGUGGAGGACUCGCUCCGACAGCAGGAGGAGAUCAGCUCUCUGCUCGGACAGAUAGUCGACCUGCAGCAACGCUGUAAAACACUCACCAAUGAGAAUGAAGAACUCAACCAGCACUUGAGUGCCUCCCGAGAAUGCCAAACCCAACUCACUUCUGAGCUUCGAGACAUUCAAGAGAAGUACUCUGAAUGUGGAGACAUGCUACGGGAAGCCAGGGAGGACAUCAAGAACCUGCGCAACAAGACCCUCCCCAACAGCACAGUGCAACGCUACAGCGCCCUGGAGACGGUGAUUCCAAUGGACUCUCUGGCUGCGGAGAUCGAAGGGACCUUCCGGAAAGGCAUAGACAGUCCCGCACCAUCCGAAUACAAGACGCACCCGCUGCGCGUGUUUGAGACGGUGAAGGUGGUGAACCAGGCGGCGCGCCUGCGCUCGCGGUGCCAGUCCCCGCAGGUGCCCGGCUCCAGCCCGGUGUCGGCCCGCUCCAGCCGCACCAGCACGCCGCGCACCAGCUACUACGGGGGCAGCGACGGGGCCAGCCUGCAGAUGGACGACAAGGCCCCCGCCACUGGACACACUGAAGACCAGAGCUCCACCCCCGGCCGGCGUCUGAUUGGCCAGCCGGGCACGCCCGGGGGUCACGACCUGGAGGUGGCCCUGGCGAGCCUGUCGGCGCGGCAGGAGAGCCACUCAUCGGAGCGGCCCUUCUUCGAGGUGGAGCGCGAGCGCAAGCUGCGGGCGCUGGCCUGGCAGGGCGGCGAAGGUGGCGAGGGUGGCGAGGGCGGCGAGGGCGAGACGUCCAGCGGCUUCCUGACGCCCUCGUCCACCUCCACGGGCACCAACUACUCGGGCAGCUCGCGCCACUCCUCGGGCCUGUCCUCGUCCACCUCGCGCUCCUGCCUGCCCGACCGCCUGCAGAUCGUCAAGCCACUGGAGGGCUCGGUCACUCUGCACCACUGGCAGCAGCUGGCCAGACCCAACCUGGGCGGCAUCCUGCACCCGCGGCCGGGCGUCCUCACCAAAGACUUCCGUGAGCUGGAGGUGGACCUGCAGCACGUCUACAGCCUCAACGACCUGGAGGAGGACGAGGACGACGCCGCUCCGCUGGCCAGGCUGUCCUCCGCGCAGUACAGCAAUAUGGCCCCUCCGCCCGGCCCAGGUCCCGGCCCCCACCUCCCUCACACCUCCCCCACCUUCACCGUCACCACCUGUCGGGUCGUGCACCACCCCUCCCUGUUCAUCCCCGCCCUCUCCAACAGCCUUUCCGCUCACGGCGUGUCCGCUGGUGGGAGCUGUGAGCAUGUGACUCGCACCUCCUCUUCCUCCUCCGUCCCCUUCCUCCGCACCUCCUUCUCCAGCCCCUCCCUCUCCCUCAGCGCCAGGACUCCUCCCCCUGCCGCUCCACUGGGCCUCGUCCACAUCCUCCAGAAAAAAGGGAUCUCGGCCCGGAAGUACCGGCCGACCGGCCCCAGGCCGCUGCCGGCCCCGUCCAUCCCGCUCGCCGGGCGAGUGCUGCGGAGCUCGGGGCCUCAGGAAGAGGAAGAGGAGGAGGAGGACGCCGGGGCGCAGAGCGUGUUCAGCUUCAACCUGGUGGAGAAGCUGCUGAGCCUCGGGCUGCACCGCGUGGCGGCCAGAGGGAUGACCUCGACCUCGGCCUCGGGCUCAGGCUCGGACUCCGCCGAGACGAGAGGCUGGCCCUGGCUGGCCAGUCUGGGAACUUUCGGCCCCUGACAAGGACCCCCCCCCCCUCCUCCCUCCCUGCUCCCUUUUUUUUUAAGUCCAGCUACAAGGCUCCGGGUCGUCCGAGGAGCCCAUCGGGGAAUAUUCACAGAGCCAUAAAGACUGUUGCUGUAGUGAACUCACCGUUUUUAUUCUGAUCCUGACCUUUGUCUAUACCACACUGUACACUGUAGAUGGUUGAGUGCCAUUGUAUGAUCAAAGGCUUUGGCAUCGCGUCGACAUCUGGCUUUUUUUUUUGGGCCACUUUGUUGUCAGGGUUGUCUUUCGUUUCAAAUCAAAACCUAUAGGUGAAUAAUGAACGCUUUUUUUUACCAUUUUAUUUCUGGUGUCCUCAGGCACUCUACGAAAGGGAAUAGCACUUUUUUUCUGUCUGUAUUUAAAGAACCACCAAGUGUGUUGUCAAUACAAAUGUAAACAUAGUCAUGUAGACAAUCCGUUUGCUGGAUCUACAUACGUUCACUGCUUCUUAUAUGUGUCAUUAUGUAAAAAAAACAAACUGUUCCUCACAACAACAAUGUAAACAGGUGCUAUCAAUUUGGUUAGAUAGCGGUGUUGUCCCAUCUAAGGUACUAUACCAAUUGUCACUGAAAUCCAUUGUCCUUCAUUAGGCACAGAGAUUAGCCAGGAAGUGGUUCUGAGUAGUCAUUUCAAACUCACCAUUUCCUUAGUAGCAAUACAGACAUGAGACACAAAAUGACUGAAAUAUUGUAUUCAAACUGCUGUACAUAUAACUUGACAGGCUUGUGAUUUUAGAGCUCUCACCCACGUGCACAGUAACUGACUUGACUAUAUACUCACACACCUCACACACUCCUCCUCUCCCCCCCCCCCCCGUAGUUCAGAUAGCUAAUCGUGGGAUGGACCCUGACUCUGCUGUCUGGAGACCAGCUGAUGUGUCGUGGUCCUAAGACAUAUACCCCUGCAUGGCGUAACACUGGACCUCCAGUGCUUUCUGAUGCUAGCGCUCACUGGGGUGUACGGAAGCCAUCACGCCAUCACGCCGUCAUUUAUGAUGUGUAUGACAUACGAUCAAGUCAGCUCUCACCAAAUACGCUGAAAUGCAUGUAAUAAUGUGUCUCAUGUGGGUAUCGGCAGAGGAACAGGGACUUCGUAAAGAUUUCAUACUGGCGGACUGGGAGCCCAGUGCGGCCCCCUUUGGCCAGGGGCCAGUGUAGACGUUUGAGAUUUUGACUGUGUGAGAUUAAUAUCUUUUCAGGGGAUCCAUCAGUUGUGGCUACACCCUAAGACUGAUGGUUGGUUCCAACACCGUCCAGUUCAGGCAAAAAGAAAGAAAAACAAACACACACAUACACACACACACACACCUCAGCUGCUGUCAACUGUUGACUACUGACUUCACCUGCACUUCCAAAGCUUUUUCCUGACUGAUCAAAGUCAAACUGUACUAUGUAGCUCUCUCAAUGUAAAUGAUACCAGCCAGCCCUAUGGAGUGGCCAGUCCAUGCAUGGUUUCAAAAACAGAGGACGCAAACGCAUCAGGACUGAGUUGACUAGGAAUUUGUUUUAAGUCAUUAGCAGUGCAUGCUCGCUUAAAACUACGCUCAGGCAAGAUUGUCAUUGGGAAACAAUCAGUAGUUUAUAAAGACGUAGGAUUUUGCUGAUCAUUUU